Messenger RNA from Aspergillus ochraceoroseus IBT 24754, 2784 nucleotides. RefSeq lists its product as uncharacterized. The coding region runs from base 1 to 2784 and encodes 927 amino acids. The transcript has a single exon. Lineage: Eukaryota; Fungi; Ascomycota; Eurotiomycetes; Eurotiales; Aspergillaceae. The record is from RefSeq and is a predicted model, not a curated record.
AUGGCUUCCAAUGCCCUUCCCCAAACCCUGCGCUCCAUCACGACUACGAAAAUCAAAGAACUCUCGAAACAGCGCUCUCUUUUCGAAAAACGCCGCCAUGAAAUUCUCACUGCCGCCUCUAACGCCUCCGACCUUCGCACCAAAGCGAGGAUCCUGCUGGAGGGUGUGACAAAGCUCAAGGGCCAUCCAGGUGAUGCAUUUGACAACGAAGAUCUCGAUGUCGAUCACCCGGAAGGCGACGAGACGAGAGUGGAGGAUGGGACGGAGCGUGCGCGACACGCCAAUAUCCGGCGCUUCCUGUUACAAGGGCGGUAUGACCCGUCUGUUGCGGAGAGUAGCUUGAACGAGUGGAUUGCGGGGCUGGAGCAGGAGCUUCAGUAUAUGGAACAGAGUCACGACCAUGCGGCGUUCUAUAGCAAGCUUGUGACGGAGUGGUUGGAGGAUCUGGAAGUUGCGCCUUCAGGGUCCGUUUCUUUAGAAGAGGAAGCUGGGGCCGGCGAGGGGAUGGAGAAGAAGGUGGGCCGUGCCGAGAUGCACGAGCAGAGACGGACCUGGGAGGAGAUCGUGUUCCGGGAGGACAGUGAUGUCCAAGCGGAUGAGAUUCGGGCGUACUUGGAAGAUUUGUUCACAAAGACGCCCCUGUCGCAACAGGCGUUGAAGGAGCUCCGGGAGAGCAUCAAGUCCUUUGCCACGGGCCAUUCCUCCAAGAAGACCUGGUUGACUGCCGACGACCUCGAAUGGGUUUCCAACUCGCUGCUGAAGACAGAUCUCCUCACAAAGGAGAAGAUGGGGAUUCUCAAGGAGUUGAUGCGAAAUCAGUCUGUUGCGCAGGAGGUUGCAGACGUGUUGAAUAUGCGUCUCGCUUCGCUGGAUAGUUGGUGCUGGCCGGAGGAGGGCAUUCCCGUGGAAAUGCGCCGCCAAUUGAAUGGGAAGUACCGGGUUUUCAUGGACGAGGAUGUCCUAGAUAGCCUGAUGUUUCACUACCUGGGACUCAAGUGGUCUGUGACGCUGCGAAGCGCGUUUGUCACUUUCCUCGGGUCGCGCGGUUGGAAGACACGGCGUGGAACCAUCCCGGAGAAGGACAAGUUGCGUCGGAUGUACUUCCUUGGGGAUGAGAACUCGCGAAGAUGCGACCAGACCGUCAAUGAAUACCGCGAAUCGGUGUACCGAGACGAGUACUUCAUGACGCAGUUGCCUGCUUCCCUUCGCGACGGCGAGCGUGAAUAUGAUGGCAGCGACUCUGAUCCGACCGAGGAGCGUCGCAAGAACGCCCUGGACACAAAGCAUGCCCUGCUACAUCUCCUUCUCACGGAGUCCAUCAUCCACACUACCCUUCACGGGCAGUUCACUGCGGUCCAAUCCGAUUUCAAAUGGUUUGGCCCGUCGCUCCCGCAUACUACGAUCAUCACGGUGCUGGCCUACUUCGGUGUCCCCGAGGAUUGGCUCAACUUCUUCAAAACCUUCUUGAGUGCCCCUAUUAAGUUCGUUCAAGAUGGGCCCGACGCCGUGCUUGUCUCGCGCGCCCGAGGAGUCCCCAUGAGCCACACACUUUCCACCUUCAUGAGCGAGGCGGUCCUUUUCUGCAUGGACUAUGCCGUGAAUCAGAGUACGGACGGCUCCUAUUUGUACCGGAUGCACGACGACCUCUGGUUCUGGGGUCAGGAAGACACGUGUGUCAACGCGUGGACCGCAAUGAACGCUUUUGCAGACGUUAUGGGCCUCGAGUUUAAUGAAAGCAAAACCGGCACUGUUCGACUCGACGGAGCAGCGGAUGACGAAAUGAGCCGCUCAGGAUAUAAACCGUGGGCGCAUUCCACGACCACGGCCGGCAAAGAUAAGGACCUCGAGCCAGUUCCCCUGCCCGACGGCGACAUCCGCUGGGGGUUACUGCAGCUCGACUCCCCAAAACGCCGCUUCAUCAUCGACCAGGACAGGGUCACUGAACACAUCACUGAGCUCCAGCGGCAACUAUCCUCCUGCCGGAGCGUUUUCGCCUGGAUCCAAGCAUGGAACAGCUACUUUGGUCGGUUCUUCGUGAACAACCUCGCCAAACCGGCUGUUUGCUUUGGGCGCGAACACAUCGACAUGGCGCUCUCCACGCUUAGCCACAUCGAACGCACGCUCUUCAGCAGCGGCGUCACGGAUCACCUCCGCAAGAUGAUUGCAGAGCGAUUCAACGUGCAUGAUCUCCCCGAGGGCCUCUUUUACUUCCCCAUCGAACUGGGCGGCCUGGACCUUCUCAAUCCCUACAUCCCCCUUCUGGCGAUGCGCGAAAACAUCCGACAAACGCCGCACCGCCGCGUCCUCAAGGCCUUCCUCGAAGACUCAGCCACCUACCUCUCGGAGAUGGAGUACGCUGGAAAACACGGGCCCCGGAACCCGGGAGCCUUCAAUGGCAGCAGCGGCGGGGACUCUGAUAUCCCGGACUCCUUCCUCUCGCUAGAAGAGUACAUGCGGUACGCCGAGUCCUACAGCGAUGCCUUUCUUAGCGCUUACAAGGACUUGAUCCGCGUGCCGGAGCAGGCCAGCGCGAACCUCACCCCGAGUAUGCGCGGCAACCAGACGCUCCUAAGCGACACACGGCCGCGCAGCACGUCAGGCACGGGGGCAAACGCCGUCUCGAAAAACUGGGAAGCCAUGACGCCGUACGGGCGAUGGAUGGCGGAAUUGUACCAGGAGGGGAUGGUGAAAAAGUACGGAAGUUUGGCGGCCGUGAACCGGGAGUUUGUGCCUGUUGGAGUGGUUGAGACUCUCAAGGAAGGGAAAUUUCAGUGGCACGGUUGA